Prunus persica (peach) is the source of this 923-nucleotide messenger RNA. RefSeq names its product glycine-rich cell wall structural protein 1-like. The transcript has a single exon. Lineage: Eukaryota; Viridiplantae; Streptophyta; Magnoliopsida; Rosales; Rosaceae. Bases 29 to 490 code for a protein of 153 amino acids. The record is from RefSeq and is a predicted model, not a curated record.
UAAGUUUAGCUUUCUAAGAGCAUCAAACAUGAAGGAAUUAUUUUUCAUGUUUCAUGUGCUCCUUGUGUCGUCUAUAUUAUCGUAUAAAAGUAGUGGCCUCAUGCCCAAGAUUAGAGAUAAUAUGUUGAAUGAGAGUAAAAUUAAUUGUAGGCCGGGAGAGAGCAAUGGCGCUGGAGUUGGGAGUGGAAAUAGACUUCAAUAUGACAGUAAGUGUAACGCUGAUGGUACUGAAAAUGAUUGCUGUGGCUGUGGAGAUGGGAAUGGUGGGGGAGGCUUGGGAGGUGGUGGUAGUAGUAAUUUUGGCGGUGGACGUGGUGGUGGAGGUGGUGUAGGGGGCGGAGGAGGUGGUGGCGGCGGUGGAGGGGAUGCAGGGGGAUCUGGCGGAGGUUUUGGCUUUGGGAACAAUAAUGAAAAUAAUGGAGGUGGUGGCGGAGGCGGUGGGGGUGGCGGUGGUGGUGGUGGAGGAGGUGGAGGGGGUGGGGUUGGCUAAAGGAAGAGCGUCAUGGAUUUCCACAAAAGCUUGUAAUUCAGUUCAGAAUUGUGGCAUGUUUCUAGGAUGCAUUAGCCCAAAAUAAAGAUUUUGAAUUUUCAGAUGUAUUUUGUGAAUUGAUUUGCUGGACAUGGUGACUCUUAUGUUUAUUAUUUCAUAUCUGACAUUGUAAUAUUUUUUAUUUUUUUAUUUUUUAUCAUUCAUAAUAAGAUCAGCCAAUUUACUAUAUGUCAGAUAUGAACUGGCCUGACAUUAAUUUAAGAACAAACAUACACUGUCGCGGGCAAGAACAAGCCGUACAGAUGUUCACCAUGCAAAACGGAAGUUUAGUAUCGAUCACAUAACUAUGGACUUUUAUAUAUUUCAAAUUUCAUUCUUUCUAUUACGAUAAUUAAUUGGCUUUUUUUCUUCCAAAUUAGAAAGGAAAGGAUGA